AUUGUGGAGAACAAAAUUACAGGGUGUGCGAGUGCACCCCCCAAAUGGCGCACCUGGCUUAGAAAAACUUCUUGUACCUUCAGUAGCAUCGACGCAUCAGUAUAACGCCAUACUUUAAGGCAGGGGUCGCCAACCUUUUCCACCAAGUGAGCUACACUAAAAAUUACAAGUAUCCGAUGAGCUACCACUAUUUAUUUACUAUAUUUAUAUUAUUACAUGCAGCAUAACAUAAUAUUUUCCGUCGGAAAAUUGUAUGAUUUUAUUCGCUUUCAAAUACUAUAUUUACCUACUGUGUAUGGCUCAAUAUUGUACUUUUUCUAGUAAAACUUAUAAAUUGUUAAUUUUACGACCUUAUUGCGCUUCCGCAAACCAUAUACCUACGAUUUACAUGUGUUAUAAAAUGCGUGUGUUUUAAUCACCUUCAGCGAUUAUAUACGACAAUAUAAUAUAUAAUGACUCGCGAAUAUUUUCAAAACUACGAUAAAAACUGCAAUAACAUAUUAGAAUAACUAUUUGAACAACGCGGUGCUUAUAACACCACUUUAUACCCAUCAUAGUUGAAACGCAUGCGCAGUUAUUCGCCGCGGCCCGUGGUGUACGCAUUAAUUAAGAUCGUAAGUAAUAUAAUAAUAAUAAUAAUAUGAUCUAUGGAAGUUCGAUAGAUGGCAUUAAAUAGAGACAGACACCGGCCCGUCGGCUUAGUAACGAGGUUGACGAGAUAACUGAAGAGAAGACUGCGACCACGGUCGGUAUAUUAUAAUUGGCGUUAUUUUUGGAUCUAUAUUAUAAAUAUUAUUAUAUUCGGCACAAAUUAUAAUAAUACUGUCUCGUUCAGGACAGGUUCGUUUGUUGCAAAAAAAAAACCGUGAUUUCGAAAUAACUUUUAAAGCGAUCGAAAUGAAAACUUUAAGCUGUCCGCCGUCCAAUCGGUUUUUCCGGCCGUUAUCACUUUUUCGGCCCAUUAUUUUGUUUGUCAGUUUACUAUCCUCGCCGACCAUCACAUCGCAGACCACAGAUAACACUACUGAAACGUCGUCAUAUUCCUGGAAAGGCUGGAACAUGUACGAAAAUGUCAGUAUGUCCACCGUGGACAUCAUCAAGAAAAACGGAUACGCCGCCGAGAUCCACCAUGUCAUCACUGAGGACGGUUACAUCCUCGAAUUGCAUCGCAUCCCCAGCAGUAGGAGCGGACAGAAGCCCACCAGAAAUCAUCCUGUCUUCUUCCAUCACGCGUUUCUCUCGAAUUCGGCCGGAUGGGUUCUCAGCGGAGCUAACACAUCUCUGUCCAUGCAACUCGCCGACGCAGGAUACGACGUGUGGUUGGCAAACAGUCGUGGUAACACUUAUAGUAGAAAACACGUAUCACUGAACUACAAGCAAAAAUCUUAUUGGAAUUUCAGUUUACACGAAAUCGGAACGUACGAUUUGCCGGCUGCGUUCGACUAUAUCCUGAUGACGACAAACGCCUCGCAACUCCACUACAUAGGUUAUUCUAUGGGCACUACUGUGUUUUUCAUCAUGGCUUCGACAAGACCCGAAUAUCAGUCGAAAAUCCGAUCGCAAAUAAGUCUCGCACCGGUAGCGUAUUUCACUCACCUAAGGUCGCCGAUAAGAUACGUGGCUCCAUAUGCGAGAAUGAUGAACAUUGCUUACCAAAGAUUGACGAACGGAAUGGUUCUGCCGCAGACGAGGAUGAAAAAGAUUUUCGCGUCGACCGUUUGUGCGGGGAAAAUGAUGCAGAAACUGAUAUGCCAAAGGGGAUUCAUUUUUUUCAUCUGUGGCAGUGACCCGAAAUACUUUAAUACCAAAUUGAUCCCGCUGAUCAUGGGACACUUUCCGUCGGGAACGUCGUCUAUGGUUCCCGAGCAUUUCGCGCAGAUCAAAUUGAAAGACGCUUUUGGUCGGUACGAUUACGGUCCGGUCACUAACAUGGAAAAGUACAAUUCUACCGAGCCUCCCAAGUACGAUCUGACAUCGAUCCAGGUGCCCAUCACUUUGAUGUACGGGAAAAACGACUUGGUGGCCGACAUCCAGGACGUGAUGAAACUGAAAUCGCAACUGCCCAGACUGAUAGAUGCCGUGAUGAUUGAUAAUCCGUACUUCAACCACUUGGACUUUAUGUGGAGCACAGAGGUCAACGAACGCGUCAACGAUCCGAUUAAGGAAACGCUGCGGAAGACCGACGAUAUGGACUGGGAGUACUCGGGGCCAAAUAUUCCGCAGUCGAAGGAUAUUUUCAAUGUCAGUGGCAAUGUCAGCGAUGGCUAUAUCGGUUCCAGUGGAAAUGUCAAUAUCAGCGGCAGUGGAAAUUUCAAUAUCAGUGACAGUGAAAAUUUAAAUAUCAGUGACAGUGGAAAUGUCAAUAUCAGCGGCAGUGGACAUUUUAAUAUCAGUGACGGUGAAAAUUUAAAUAUCAGUGACAGUGGAAAUGGCAAUAUCAGCGGCAGUGGACAUUUCAAUAUCAGUGACUGUGGAAAUGUCAAUAUUAGUGACAGCGGGCAUUUCAAUAUCAGUGACGGUGAACAUUUAAGUAUCAGUGAUAGUGCAGGCGAUGUUGGUGGCAGUGGAAAUGUCAGUGGAAGUGGAGGUAGCAUUGGCAAUGUCAGUGACAGUGUUGUGCCAUCGGAUUUGGACUACUUUGCGAAAAACUUGGGCAAGAUAAUCGCGGACGCUAUGCCCAAGCCGAUGGACCACGAGGGUGAUGCUGCCGACUUCGAACGGGAACGGAUCCUGCAAGAGACAUUGUUAGCGGACUCCAUCGAGUUCGUUCGGUCGGUCCAAAAGAAGUACGGAUCGAAGAUGGUCUGGCAAGAGUCGUCGACGCGUGCCACAAAUGACCGUAAUUUGAGAAUCAAACAGGUCGUCACGAGCCCGAAUGACGCUGUCUGAUGAACGUCGGGUGAGCCGUGAGCGCUUAAGGUUUGAGUUUUCGACUCUCGAUAUGUCACCCGUCGAAAUAAUACUACCUAUACUCUAUACCCUAACCUAUAUAAUACAAUAUAUUUUAGUAUUAUAAUAAUCUAUAAGUCUACAAAAACAAUAACAGCAAUUCUGCGAGUAGGUAAGUACUAGGUUGUAUAAUAUAUACCUACUUACCCAAUAUGAAUACGGCGUAGAUACCUAUAUAUAUAUAUAUAUAAGCGUAUUUGUAUUUGUAUAUUUAACUACAAAUUUUGAUACAGCUGGUAGGUACAUCAAAAGUUUCAGAACCUAUUCUUUUCGACAGUAUUUUCAAUCUCUUUAAUACAUAUUAUUACACACACUCAAGUCUAGGCAAAAAAGAGUUAAAAAGUUAGAGUUAAGUAAAUUUUAACUUUUUAACAUUUAAUUUGUAUCAACUUAAUUCUUGACUUCACUGAUUUUCAAUGAUAUAAACUCAAUAAAUAACGAGUUAAUUUUAAUCAAAUCCCAGUUACAAUAAUUUAUAAAU
This is a messenger RNA of Acyrthosiphon pisum (pea aphid), 3430 nucleotides long. RefSeq names its product lipase 3-like. The transcript is spliced from 8 exons. Lineage: Eukaryota; Metazoa; Arthropoda; Insecta; Hemiptera; Aphididae. Gene Ontology annotation, biological process: lipid metabolic process. The coding region runs from base 898 to 2889 and encodes 663 amino acids. The record is from RefSeq and is a predicted model, not a curated record.